Leguminivora glycinivorella is the source of this 2226-nucleotide messenger RNA. RefSeq names its product phospholipase A1 member A-like. The record is from RefSeq and is a predicted model, not a curated record. The transcript has 3 exons. The coding region runs from base 56 to 1135 and encodes 359 amino acids. Lineage: Eukaryota; Metazoa; Arthropoda; Insecta; Lepidoptera; Tortricidae. Gene Ontology annotation, molecular function: lipase activity.
CGUGACUGACCGAUUUUUAAAUUUCUGACUUACUGUAAUUUUUUAUAUUUACCAAAUGAUUGUCUAUUGUUUACUGUGUUUAUUUGGUUCAGUGAUGGCGGCAGAAUUUUCAAAAAGCAAUCAAGGCAUUUCGGAUGGAUUUUUGGGAGACUGUCCAGGCUCUACAAAACCAGCAGUAAUCAAGCCGAAAACACUAGAAACGUUGACGAUCUCCGUUCUGGCUCCGGGCAACGUUCUCAAGGCAAACUGGACGAAGUAUACCUACUCCCGAGCUCCCAAGUUGGCAAAACAUCCUGAAAUGGACUUCAGCAAGAAGACGGUCGUGCUGUUGCCCGGAUAUUUAGACUCGAUCAAUUUCCCCACUAUGAGGUCUAUGGGAACUGUUUAUAAGGAAAUGGGGUAUAAUGUUCUCGUGGUGGACUAUUUUGAAAUUACGACGAAGCAUUAUCCUAUUGCGGCGCGUCUUAUUCGGCCUGUCAGUAAACACAUAGCCGAAAUACUGGUUAGUUUGACAAACCACGGUCUGGACCCAAAAAAACUGGAACUAACCGGGAUCAGCCUUGGAGCACAGGCCACUGGCUUCGUAGCCAAGCACUACCGUCACCUGACGGGCCAAAACAUCUCCUCCAUCACAGCAAUGGACCCUGCCGGCCCUUGCUUCAAACAUCUAGAAAUUCAAGAUAGAAUAGAUGCGUCUGACGCAGAUUUUGUCCUUCAAAUCACAACGAACAUGGACGGUUUCGGCUUAUCAACUCCUGUUGGGCAUGUAGCUGUUUAUGUUAACGGAGGGGAGUACCAAGCUGGAGACCUUUGGGCAUUACCAUGUCUCGUCAUAUGCAGCCAUGUGAAGUCCUACAUGAUUUGGCUCUCAGCUCUAAUGAACCCAGGAACAUUUAUAGCGAUACAGUGUGAUUCUGUGCAGCAAGCACGUGAUGCAGAUUGCUAUGAUCGGCUUCCAAAAGUGACGAACACGGUCGACUUAUUUACAGACAGGAGUAAACCAGGAAUAUACUAUUUGCCAACUUUUAACAGAUACCCUUACAGUUUGGGGAAAAAGGGAUUGAAGAGACGAGAUAAUGAAGUCACGAAGCAUUUGAACUGGCUAAAUGCAGAUGAAGUAUUGAAGGUUAAAUAAUACCUCCUUUGGAAAUUAGUAGAAUAAUUAGCAAAUUAUUUAUUUAAACGUCAGUGUAGGUUAUUUUUUCUGUUAGUAGGUAUCAAACGCCAUUUUGUAUAAUGAUGGGAUGCAAAAAAGAGUCCAUUUUAUUAUCUUGGUUUCAAACAAUACUGCCUGUCUAAAUCGAGAACAUUCGGUUUUUUUUAUUACUCAAGCGACUGUCACAAGGUCUUGUUUUUUGAUUUUAGUUGUAUUUAUUUUAUUGCAUGUAGAUUAUUAGACUGUUCAAUUUUUAAAUACAUAGAGAAGCGUCGAACCCAGGACCCAUAUGCACCAAUACAUAGUGUUACUAAACGUUUACAACUAUAAUGAUCCUAAAAUUUUCCGUUUAGAUUUUAAAUGAUAAUAAAGACAAAAUAAGACAAAAGGUGCAUUUACAAGUUUACAAGUGAAAGAGUAUUCUUUGGUGAAAUAAUGCAUUCCACAUCAUUAUAUUUAAGAGUUUUGAAUGAUUCCCGGUUAUUAUCAUUACACUUAUAUUGACCGGGAUAUAGACCGUGAUUACCUUUUUGGUUUUGCCUUCUUCUGUUUUCCGUGAUCAUGAUGCAUAUAACUGCGUCGAAAAAUCGGGAGCUCGACAAAAGUCAAAAAAGUAUCACGGUCAAUAUAAGUCUAAUCAUUACAUUUUUCGUGUAACUCUAACUCCUAUAUUUUGACUAUCUAUGUGAAAUGUAAAUAUUUAAAAACAAGUAAUUGAGGUAAAGGCAAAAUAAUAUGCGGGUAAUAUAAAUGAUGUCAAAAUGGUAAUGAUACAUUGUUGUUUUACGAAAUUCCGUUUUUUGCAUUAAGAACAACGCUUUAAAAAUAAUUGUGUAAUAUUUGUAGAUACAGUAUCGUUACGGAGCGAAACAUGUCGACCGAUCUUCGACAAUUUUACGUGAGUUACAUGUAAACAUGUUUAAUAGAUACAGUACCGGCCAAUACUCAAAUAAUAUAAUAUCGCUUAUCGGAGUUGUUACUGUCUGUAAUCAUAGAUUAAAUAUAAGAUCAUACAUACCAUCCCAUACAUUAAAAUGCGACCGCCUAAGAACGCGCAUACACUACACCAC